AUGGAAGAGGGAGAAGAAGUAGACAUUGACGUUCUGGUGGAUCAUUAUCUCAGAGCCACCACACCGCUCCUGCAGGAAACAAGAGCAACUCAGGAUUCGUGGCAGCAGCAGGAGGAGGAGGAGGCGAGCAAGGAAAUAAUACGGCGGCCCCACAGCACUAGCGGAAAGAACUACAACACCGAAAACAGUCGUGACGAAUGUGUUGACUACAUCAGUAAUAGUGAUGACGAUAAUAAGAAUGAAGAGGAGGAGGAUAUUGAGGCUCUGGUGGAGGGCAUUCUGCACGGAGAACAGCACCACAACAGCAGCACCAGACUCCCACAUUUGAAUGAGAAUAGGAAACUGGAGGAGGAGGAGGAGGAGGAAAAUGAGCAGCACUCGCCGCUGCCGCAGCGAGUCGCUGCAGACCGCCGGCUCUAUCGUCAUGCACACUCCGCCUCCUCGCAGCGCAGCGGCGGCGGCGGCGGCGGCGACGGCGAC
Messenger RNA from Trypanosoma grayi, 480 nucleotides. RefSeq lists its product as hypothetical. The transcript has a single exon. The record is from RefSeq and is a predicted model, not a curated record. NCBI's taxonomy places the organism in Eukaryota, Euglenozoa, Kinetoplastea, Trypanosomatida, Trypanosomatidae. The annotation marks the transcript as partial.